Messenger RNA from Oncorhynchus masou masou (cherry salmon), 3661 nucleotides. Its product is annotated as pleckstrin homology-like domain family B member 3. NCBI's taxonomy places the organism in Eukaryota, Metazoa, Chordata, Actinopteri, Salmoniformes, Salmonidae. The transcript has 15 exons. Bases 613 to 2442 code for a protein of 609 amino acids. The record is from RefSeq and is a predicted model, not a curated record.
UUGACGCUUUCCAAGGGCCCUUGGCAUUGAGUGACAUAAAACCCGCGAGGCGUGUUGGCAGGGUGCCAGGCCAAACUGCUUUUGCGUUAGCCUAUAGCUAGCCUAUAACGAGUGCAUUACAAUGACAAAGCCAUGUCGUCGCGGGAAAUCCCAGAUCAGAGUUCUCAUUUCGGUGCGGAGCCCCCUCACGAACAGACCACAGAAACUGUGUAGUCGGUUAGUGACGCGCUCGGGCGCAUUUUCACACCAACUUUGUGUGGGUCAGUGUGACCGCCUCACAUGCAUUCCAUUUCACCUGUUGACGACAUCUCACUACCAUCUGUCAUUUUCACUGGGAGUGAUUUGAAAGGAUUGAAUCAAACCAGAGAGUAGAGAGGAAAAUAUAGACAUCAAAGGUAUUCAGACGGGAUAUGACAGCAAACAGAAACUCUGAAAGUUAUCUGGAUAUAGUUCGUAUGAUUGAAAGCGAAAGCGCGCGCCCGGUCAAAACCCAUCACUUCUUUAUUUAGUCAAUUGUUUUUAUGAGCGUCUAUUUUCUUUAAAUUCAGCGACAACAAUAUACGUUCCCCACAACAAAAACGCAUUUGAAGAGAGAACGGCAUAUUCUCAGAAAUGCACCUUCACAAUAUAGACACCCCGAGGAGCCGAUGGGAGCAGGGCUUGCGGCCGCCGUGGGUCACCCGAUUGGCUGGAGGGCAAAGCCCCGCCUCUUCAGGGGUGGAGUCAGACACCGAGAGCAGCAGCACAGAGAGUGAGAGGUCUCCAGCCAAACGUUUGGAGGCGCGGUCACCGAGGAUCCUACUAUUGCCCUCCAUGCUGCAACAGCGAAUCACAGAGAUCGACCAGCAGAGGGAGGAGCUAAAGAUAGAGCUGCAGUUGGAGAUAGCCCUGUUGGAAGGGGAGCUGCAUGAGGAGAGGAAUGAGCUGCGCAGACACACUCUGGAUCUACAGACACUGCAGGAGGAAGGCAGGCACAAGGAGACACACAGACAGAAGGAGCGAGCCAGUCUGGAGGUGGAGAGGGCCCGGGUUGAGGAGCUGAGGAGUAGGUUGGAGGAGAAGGAGACACUGAUCCCCAGUCAGCCAGAGGGCCAGAGAGAGCACCUACUGGCCCAACUACAACAGGAGAAAGAGAUGGUGGAUGCAGCCUGCCGGGUGUUUGAGGAAUGGGAAUUCCGUGUCCUGGAGUGCGAGGCCGGACUAGAGGAGGAGGAGAGCGAAGGAAAGAUAGAAGGGAAGGAGAGAGGGAAUGACGAAGAGAAGGAGAAGGAGAUCUCAUGCCAAAAGCAUGCUGUCAACUCAGCGCAGGAGCGAGUCCAGCAGCUUGAGAAGCAGUUGAAGGAGAUGGAGAGAGAGAAGGAGAGAGGGAUGAAUGCCUUGAGGAAGGAGAGGAAAGAGUUGCUCCACCCCACUCAAAGGGUCUUGAAAGAGAAGAAGCCACUCGCUGAUUGGUCCAACAUCCCCAGCUCGGUCCCUUGCACGAUGUCACUCUCGCCGCUGACCAUUCACAAAUCACCUCAGGAACAAGCCAAAGAAUCCGCCAGUUUACCCCGGAGACGGAGCUCGCACCGCAACAAUAAGUUCGCCGAUAGGCCGGUCUCGGCGCAAGGGCUGGUGAGAAUGAUUCCUGACAGUCCGAGCCCAGAGCGCUUCACUUCCCCCCUCCCCUCCCACCGGCACAGCAAUGGGCACAGCAACGGGCACAGACCUGGGCCCAGCAAUGGCAGUGGUCUCCUCACCCCCUGUAACAGUGCUAGUAGCUCCCGUGCUGCCAGCCCGAGUCUGGGACUGUUAAACCUGGUUGAGAUUGAGAGGAGACUGAAGGAGGCCAAGGCAGAGAGAGAGAGGCUUCUCAAAGAGAGGGAGGAAAGGAGGCAGGUGAUAGUGGAGGAGAAGAGGCAGAGAGAGCUGGAUGGCCGAGGAGCAGCAGAACCAGUAGAGUCCCAGACCAGGCCGGUCCCAGACCCAGAGGAGCAGCCAAAAACCACCAGUCCAGUCCCCAACUCCCUUGAGUGCUCCCUACCUCUUUUCCUCUCUGCGAACUUUGACCUGCGUGCCCACGUGGAGUCGCUGGGUCACGGGGUGGCGGGGUGCAUGGGCCUGCGUAUGUCCCCUCGCCGCUGUGCCGGCUUCUUGACCAAGCGAGGGGGGCGGGUCAAGACCUGGAGGAGGAGGUGGUUCCUCUUCGAUAUGGACCACAGGCGGCUAGCCUACUACACAGACUGUGAUGAGAGGAAGCUGAAGGGGGUGAUCUACUUCCAGGCUAUAGAGGAAGUCUACUAUGACCACCUGCGCACAGCCACUUCAUCUCCGCGGCCCAGCCUUACGUUCUGUGUGAAGACGUACGAGCGCCUCUUCUUCCUGGUGGCGCCCAGCGCCGAGGCCAUGAGGAUCUGGAUGGACGUCAUUGUCACAGCAACAGAUGAGCACAGCCGCUACUGACUUUGACUUUACACCUGUCCCCUUACCUGUGUCUGUCUGACCUACCCCUUGGGCUGAACCUCCAUUCACCUGGCUGACUUGGGUAACCUGGCUACAGUUUCAGCAGUUUACAUUGUGUGGGGAAAACUGCAAUCUUCAACCUCCACCCUACAAUGCGUGUAGGACCCAGCUAGGCAGCCAUUUUGAUGCCUGAACUUUACCUCAUAUGAGUGGUUAUGUGGAGGUGAGGAGUAAUGAGCAGAACAUAAUGUUCAAGAAAGCGCUUCCUGAAGGAACUGACAUUUGAUUCUGGAUAGUUUCUUAGGAGCUUUGAUGGCAUGGGACUGAGUGGCAGACUGUUACAGGCUCUGUGUGGAACAAGAGAUGUUGAGAGGAUGGAGGAGGAACAAGACCAUGGGAAUAUAAAGACGUGGAUGUGCAAGCUGGAGCAACCAUUGGACAUCUUAGAGUCAGUGCCAACCGUGAUAUACUGACAGACAAACCUAUGAUGUUUUUUAUUAGUCUCAAAUCAGGAUUUAAUGGUUGGUGUCUCUCUAUCAGCUGUGUUUGAGCUCCCUCUUGUGGCCAGAUUGAAGUAUUGAAGUACUACAGCUUCCAUUGAAAUAUACAGGUAGCCGCCAAAAUAAAGGAAACACCAGCAUAGUGUGUCUUAAUUGGCCCGAGAAAGAACAGCUUCAAUGCACCUUCAUGUGGAUUCUACAAGGGUCUCGAAUUCUAUUGGGUGGAUGCGACACCAUUCUUCCAUAAGAAAUUCCAUACUUUUGUGUCUUGUUGAUGGUGGUGGAAAAUGCUGUCUCAGGCACCGCUCCAGAAUCUCUUAUAAGUGUUCAAUUGGCUUGAGAUCUGGUGACUGAGUUGGCCAUGGCUUUACAUAGUGUUAAUGCUCAUCAAAUCAUUCAGUGACCACUCGUGCCCUGUGGAUGGGGCCAUUGUCACCCUAUGGUGGCAUAGCCAUGUGGGACAAAAUAAUAGCCAAAGUAAAUGGCCUGCCCAGCAUUUUUAUACAUGACCCUAAGCAUGAUGGGAUAUCAAUUGUUUCAAUAACUCAGGAACAACACCUGUGUGGAAGCAUCUGCAUUCAAUAUACUUUGUAUUCCUCAUUAACUCAAGUCUUUCCAUUAUUUUGGCAAUAACCUGUACAUUAAUAUAUAUGUUGAAUAUAUGUAUAUUUUUCAUCUGUCAAAAGGGCUGUUCAGAGUCAAUAAAAACACUGACCGAG